Molecule: messenger RNA, 205 nt
Organism: Plasmodium cynomolgi strain B
Lineage: Eukaryota; Apicomplexa; Aconoidasida; Haemosporida; Plasmodiidae
Exons: 2
Source: RefSeq, a predicted model, not a curated record
AUGAUAUUAAACCUACUGAGUACGAUGAAUAUUGUGGUACAGCUCAUAAUUGAAAGCAUCAUAGACACGCAAGACAUUAUCUGUAAACUUUUGAAUUAUUGGGAAUAUAGUACAUUAAAUAUUUUUUAUUGUUCGAAGGAAAAAUCAGAAGUAGUUAAUGCUUAUAAAGAACUAGAAAAUAUAUGGAAUGAACGUAUUAAUGAUG